Messenger RNA from Drosophila sulfurigaster albostrigata, 1962 nucleotides. RefSeq lists its product as uncharacterized. NCBI's taxonomy places the organism in Eukaryota, Metazoa, Arthropoda, Insecta, Diptera, Drosophilidae. The transcript has 3 exons. Bases 100 to 1344 code for a protein of 414 amino acids. The record is from RefSeq and is a predicted model, not a curated record.
AAAUAGCUUAAAGAAACCGCUUUUUCUCCCAGCUGACAUUGCGUUUGCUAACUGUAAAUCCGCGCUGCUUGAAUUGUUAAAUUUACUGAAUUUGUUACAAUGACUUCGUUCAACACUGCUGCUGUGUCUAUGAAUUUAGAUGAAUAUUACGACCAUUUUGUGGUUCCCAAGCCGGAAAUUCCCAAACCCUAUCCGGGCUUUUCUGGGCAAACAAAAAAACGACAGGCAGCUCAUUUGCAAUCCUAUAAGGAUAAUGACGCAGCAGACGAUGAACACGAUGGUGAUGACGACGAAUUGGAAUUAGAGCAGACCAUAUCGAUCGAUGAUGAGUUUGAUUCGUCAAUUCAGGACUCGACUAAUAAUCAAAUUGACUACGAGACCAAUGAGUUUAAUCAAUUGUACGAAGACGACAAUAGCCAAAAGAAAACUGAGCAAAGUAUCACUCCAGAAACGUCUGAAACAUCUGUUGGAUCUGGUCAGCAGCGAAGCCAAGCCACCAAUAAUAUGAACAGACCGCCUGGUGCGGCUUCUAUAGAUCUCAACGAUACAGAUGGAAGCGGAAAUCUUCGUGCUAACCAACGAAAAAGAAAACGAUUUGUGCCUUUUAACAAUAAUAAUCGCAACAGGAUUCCUGUUCAACAGCGAUUGGGACCCACAAAUCAACGCGAACAGUUCCUAAUGCGCAACGGAUCGAAUACAUUAUUGAACAAUCACAAUAUUGGCAAUUACAAUGGAGGCCCUUCAAAUGCAUUUAACCAUAACAACAACUAUAAUAAUAAUAAUGCCAACUUUAAUAUAAAUAGUGGCAAUUAUAAUAAUAAUAACAAUGCGAACUAUAAUCCAAACAUGUUCAAUAGCAACAUGAAUAAUUCAAACUAUAAUAAUGGAUAUAAUCCGCAACAACAGAUGUCAAUUAAUUCGAGCAAUGAAUUUCAGAAUUCACUGCGAGCUUCUAGAGAGAUGCCAAAUUUGGUGCGUUUCAACCAUGUUAAUGAUAAUCAGUUUUAUAGUUCAUUGAUUAUUGAACGCAACUUUGAAAAUUCGAAUUUGUUGACUUCGUUGAUAAAUCCAGCCAAUCAAAUUUCCAAUAAUAAUAUGCAAAAUCGCUUGGGCCCUCAAUAUCAAGCUCGUCCAGCGAAUGAUUUUGCUUUGGGUAAUAUUCGUGAGCAAACUAAUGGCAAUACCCAAACCAGAAUCGUACCUAAUAAUUCUUUGCGCUUAGCCGACUUGGUAAAUAUGGACAGAAACACCUUUGCAAACAUGACAGUGGCCAAAAAUGCAAUCAUGUUGCUAAGAACCACGGAACAACAUUCAGCAGACAAGCUCAUAAAUAAAGAUAAAUAAUGGAUCAUCAAGACAAUGACGUUAACAAAAAUUCGAAAAGGGCCAACUAUUAUUAAGUUUAAGUUAUAACGAUCAAAGUGUUUUUUUUUUAUCAGAUAUGGCCACACUUAAGCCAUGUGAAUAAUCGUAGAACAAGAAGCAGCAGCAGAUGCCGGUUCAAUCGCUGUGAACAGCAGCACACAUACACUGAAAAUUCUAAAGAGAAGUAUUUGUGUUUUUGUUUUAAUUUUUAUUAUUUUUGGCUGAUAAGAAAAGGCCGUGCCGCUUAUCAGCAAUGCACAACAAGAAAGAACGAACACUGACAGAAAGAGAUAGAUAGAUGGAUGUGGUGAAGCGAAAGCGAACGAAAAUAGAAACAAACGACGAUAAAUGACGACUAAAAGCAAACUUUUUCGUACCCGAGAAUUAAAUGUGACGGCGAAACCUAAAAUACGAAAUAACAAUCAAUCAGUUAAUCUAAUUAAGCCUAAGAACGUGGACGUUAUAUUACCAAACAAAAAAAUGUUUAAUGCCAACGGAUAAUAUUUGCAGUUUUGUGUGUUGUGGUGUGGAUAAAUUGAUGGCAGUCUAAUCAACAAUUUAAAUGUACAUUUAAAUCGAAUGUAUGAAAACAAAACA